UUACUUCCGGGUGUAUACACGUGAAAGUGCUUUUGGGAUUUGCAAGUUUAUUUGAGUUUUGUUGAAGGUAUGGAGGCCGAAGAUGGAGGAGAAGUUUUGAGCAGUGAUGAUGAGACUAUUCUGGAUGAAAGAAAACACAAUCAACUUCUAGAUGCCAUCACUUCCAUUGAUGGGAAGAAAAAAAACCGACUGUCGCAAAGAACUGUCAUCAGUAACCAGAUUUCAGAAUUCAACUUCACAUCCAGUAAAGAUGACAGUAGCAAGGUGCGGCUUCACGAGCUGGUUGGCUCUCUGAAGGAGACCGGUUCCCAUGACAACCUUAAGAAGCAACUGUCUACGGUCCAGCGACACAACAAAACUGUAGCCACACCCCUCCCCAGGCAUGAGAAAGAGAAGAUAAAUAGAACAGCUGCCUAUGAAGCUACCACACAGGAGGUGUCAAAGUGGGACCCCCUUGUUCGGGAAAACAGAAAGGCUGACCAGCUGUACUUCCCUCUCCAGAAGCAGGACUUCUCAGUGGUCACAACUGAUCAGCUCGUCAAACGCUUUCAACCGCGUACACCCCUGGAGAUGCAGGUUGCAGCAUUACUGCGAGGCAGUGAGAAUGUUGUACAGGAUGCGGAGCAGUGUGAGCUCACACCAGCUGAACAGAGGGCGCUCCGGGCCAUGGACUUGCAGGAGGCAAAGGAGCGGAGAAUGGAGCUGAUGAAGCACCGAGCUCUCAUGUCCUACAAGGAACUCAGGGCAAAACGGCAGAAGAAAAUAAAGAGUAAAAGGUUCCAUCGAAUCCUGAAAAAAGAGAAGCUAAAAACUGAGAAGAAGUUGCUGGAGACAUUACAACAAGAUGACCCUGAGAGUUUCCUGGAAAAGAUUAACCAGUUUGAAAAGGAGAGAGCGGAGGAACGCAUGUCCCUCAAGCACAGGGGAGGCACAAAGUUUGCCAAGAGACAGAUGAUCUAUGCCAAGUUUGAUGACAGGGCCAGACAAGAGGUGCAGAACAUGCUUCAGAAGAGCAGAGAAAUCACUCAGAAACUCAAAUCUGCCGAGUCCAGUGAUGACUCUGCUGAUGAAAUAGAUGACAACUUGGCCAACCAAACAGGAGGAGAUGCACACUACUCAGCCCCAGGGAGCAGAGAGGCGAGCAACCCCUGGAUGGUUAAACCCACAGUUACAAUAAAACUCAAGUCUGACUACGCAAGACCUGAAACAGUGGAAAAUGAAGUAAGCCAGCAGGAUGACAUUCAUAGUGCUGAUGUUGGGGAUGACUUUGAGAGUGAAUCUAAGCUUGUAGAAGGGAAUGUUAAUGAAAUACAUGCAAGUGGUAGUGAACAUGACAUUAGUGAUGGUGAUAAUGACGAUGGUGAUGAGAGUGAAAGUGACAUGCCUAAGGAAAGUAGAAAAAGUGUUAAAAAAGCAAAUGUUGAAAUAGUGAAAGAAGGCAUAAAUAAGCACAGUUUUGAUGAUGUAAAUGAAGAUGAAGAGGACAUUUCUGAUGAUAUUGAUGAAAUAUUCAACAAGAAAAAAACAAAGACAAAAGUAGUUGAUAAGGUUAAACAAGAAGUUAGAAAGAAAACUAAAGAAAAGAAGAAGAAAAAGGAGGAUAAUAAAAAUGGUGUAACAAAACUUUCUGUAAAUAAGAGAAAAAAGGAGAAGAGAAAGAAAGAAUUGGAACGUCAGAAUAGAGAACUUAGAAAGCAAAUGGAAAGAAAAACUGAUGAAGCAAGAAAAAGGAAAGUUGGUGUUGAGAACAGCUCUGAUAUUGACAAUGAUAUUGAAGAGGACAAUGAUAGUGGAGAGGAAGUAAUAGAUGAAAAGCUAGUCAGAAAGCGGACUCUUGCAGAGAUAGAAAAUGAUUCUGAAGAUGAGAUUGAACCAGAGUAUCCUAGAAACAAACCAACUGAUGCCAAGAAAGCUAGAAGCGAGAAUAAGAAGUCUGAUAAACCUACAGAAGCCUACAUUGAUCCAAACAAACUGUUCACAAUGAGCACUAGGAUGAAACAAGUGGGAUCUGCUCCUGAUCUUAUUGAUGAUGGAGAGACAGAGCUAGAUCCAGAGGAACAACAGAGACUGACAAUAGCCCAGGCGUUCGCAGACGAUGAUGUGAUAGAUGAAUUCUCCCAGGAGAAGGAUGCUCUUGCUGAUGCAGGGAAGCCUCAGGACAUCUGUCUACAUAUGCCGGGAUGGGGGGAGUGGGGAGGUGAUGGAGUCAAGGUCAACAGGAGGAAGAGAAAAAGACUGACAAUCAAGGCCCCACCCCCUCUGCCGAGGAAGGACCAACAUCUUGGUCAUGUGAUCAUCAGUGAGAAGAAAAACGAGGCUGUGAAGAAACAUCAGGUGAGCGAGGUCCCAUUCCCCUACACGAGUGCCGAUCAGUUUGAGAAGAGCAUUCGAGCUCCCCUGGGCAAAACUUGGAAUCCCGAGAUGGUGUAUAAACAGAUGGUGAAGCCCAAGGUUGUUACCCAAAUGGGGAAGAUCAUCUCCCCAAUGGACAAGUCAGAGGGUCCUGAGCUAGUCAAGCAAGUGUUUCUGGAGAGAGGCUGGCAUGAAUAUGAUGAAGACACCCAACAUGAGUCAGACUGGAAUAUCUGGUGGCGGACAUCAAGGUUUCGCCUCUCAGAUUAUGAGAACAUUUUCCCAUGGCAGAGGUUGAACCACUAUCCAAAGUCAACUGGAAUAACAAGGAAGGAUUGCCUUGUAAGACAUAUGAAACGGAUGAAAGGUGUUCAUGGGGCUGGAGUGUUCAAUUUUAGUCCACUGUCUUUCAAUUUGCCAAAUGAUUACACCAGAUAUGUUGGUGAAUAUGGGAAAAUUAAAACUAAGAUGGAUACUAAGAUGUUUGCAUGGAUUUGUAAACCAGCAGAUAUGUCAAGAGGCAGAGGGAUAUUUGUGUUUAAGGAUAUAUCUGAGCUACAGUAUGAUUGUAAUGCUGUUGUGCAACAAUAUAUUGCAAAUCCCUUGCUGAUUGGUGGAUAUAAGUUUGACAUCAGGUUGUAUGUUGCUGUUCCAUCAUUCCAUCCAUUAACUGUGUAUGUCUUUCAAGAAGGGAUUGUGAGAUUUAGUACGGAGAAGUACGAUAUGUCAGCUUUAAAUAAUAUUUUCUCCCAUUUGACCAAUACAUCAAUUAACAAACACGGUCCCAACUAUCAAGCAGACAAGGAGCGAGUUGGGCCUGGCUGUAAGUGGACAUUGACACAAUUACGAUAUUACCUUCAUCAGAACAACAUUGAUGACAGAAUGAUCUGGGCAAGAGUUAUCAACAUUAUAAUUCUUACGCUGCUCAUCCAGGCGCCCCAAGUUCCAAAGGAGAGGAACUGUUAUGAGUUGUAUGGGUUUGACAUUCUGAUAGAUGAUAACCUGAAACCUUGGCUGCUUGAGGUGAACUUCAGUCCUGCAUUGAACACAGACACACAGAUUGAUGUUCAGGUGAAGAAACCAAUGCUUCAUGAUCUAAUGGACAUGCUGAAUUUCCGGGACAAUGACGCUGACAGGGGAGGCGUAAACAAGAGAAUGAACACCGGUCGCAUGACAGCGAGGGCUAGAAUGUCCGCAAACAAUUCAAAAACAGAACAGAUUGAGAGAAACCUGUCCUCAAGUCGUCUGAGCCAAAUAGGAGGUAUACAAAGGAUGAAUUCAACGAUAUCCACACUGAUGAAAAGCAUUGAGCCACCCAUGCUGGAACAAACUCUGUCAUUUAUCCAACAGGACAAUCCUUCAUUACCUGGGAACAAUGAGAAGCUUUGUUUUGGUCUACCAUUAGUGAACCCCUCAGACGAUGAACAGAAUGAUAGUGACUUUGGCGGUUCAAGAAGAUCAAGUAUUAAAAGUGACAUUUUUGAGCCCAUUGUUCAAGAAAUGCUGACAAGGAAAUCUGGGAGGUUCACACCUUGUAAUGCCACUAACACAGUGUCUGUUCAGGGUAGGCCAAAAUUUGAGAAAAUUUUUGGGUCAUUUGACAGAAGUGGAACAAUGUCAUCUAUUGUACAGAAACCGGAAUCUGUAAGGUCAAGCCUAAGAGGGGAAAGAACCUCAUUGAAGAGUUUCAGCAAUUCUGAUAGUGCAUACUCAAGUUUUUCUGAUAAUUCUGAGAAGAUGACUUUAACUAGCACAACAAGCAUAAACAAGACACUUAUUCAAAGGAGACAGAGUUAUUCAUUGCAGUCUGAAGUGUUGACAGAAACACCAAAGGAGGAAGGCAGCAUACAGAUAAAAUCCCUAAGACCAACACAAAAUUCCAAUUCUCUGAGGAAAGUGUCAAAUAGAGGGAAGACGACUCCUGUCAUUGCCUCAUUCAGAAGCCAGACUCAAGUGAAAGGUCCCCAGAUAGAAAAAGGCACUCAGAGAAAUCAGACAUUUGAUAGAGCACCUUCAAGAGUGUUUCACCCACGAACGAAGGCUGGAAACACAUCAUCAAGAAGUGAGAUGGACGUGAAUCAUAGAAACAGAUCUCAGACUGUUAUGUCAAAUAAGUCUCCAGUGUCACGUCUAUCUAAAGACAAAGAGCUCAUCAACCUAGGCCUAUCAGGCAUUUCUAAAAAGCCAACUCUGAGUGUGAAGUCAAAACAAAGAUCUAAGUCAAUAUCGGUGCAUAGUAAACCCAAAGGUCCUCCGCCCAAAAUUGGAGAGUUUUUUCUAGUCUUUCCUUUCAAUGAAGGAACUAACAAAGCUGCCAAUGGGACUCUAGAUGCCCAUGUUGUGGUCAAAGAGAGUCAGAAAUGGGUGAAGGAUUUCAAGACGUUCAUCGACAAGGGUACCGCAGAGUGCAAUGUGGGAGGUCUUCUGCCGUUUGGGGCGCUGGUGGACGGGGAAAGACUCUGGGGACCAAUUAAAGCACCUACUGAGGAGUCUUGACGUGAUAUCAGGUGCUAGCUUCUGUAUAGAGGGUAAUUCAAGAUGCUGGUCAGUACUUAACGAAGUCUGCAAUACAGUCUGCUUCAGAAGAACCAUGCCUUGAGUGAGGAAUAUGCAUCAACACCUUUUGAGAGGGUCACUUUUAGUGUCCAUAUUUUAAUUGCAGAAUAUAGAAUAAGCAUAAAUCUUUCUUCAAAUGAAAUACCGUAAGUCAGUAAAGGAAAAUGUUGAAUUUAAGGAAAAGGUAAAAUUUUAACUUAAGAUGCUUCUGUAAUAUGGGCCCUGUUCCAUAGUUAUGGGAUAAUUCAACACUUCCCGUUUUCUAGCAGCUCUAGUAUUAUUCCUAAAAUAUCGGUAUGUUUUGAAGCUUUGCUAACUUUUCUGAACUAUCUAUCAACAAUCCUAAAAAUUCUUUCUUUUUUCAUUGAAAUUCCUAAUGUUUUUAUUUCUUUCAAUGCACAUACUUGUACAUUUAGGAGUACUUUCCUUGUAUAUAUAUUCCAGCUGUAACAAUAUUUUUUCUAGUGUUGUUUUUCAAACAGAAAGGCUUUGCAUAAAAUUUACCAAUACUUAGUUUGAUAUUCCAGUAGACAGCCAAGAAAUAAAAAUUAAAAAGGGUUUAUAUACAUGCAGUUUUGUACAAUUUACAGUUUAUUGGAAUUUACCAAAUGUUGGCAAUCAGAAUGCUUAAAAAUGGUUAUUUUAUUAGGGAUUAUUUAUAAGGGACUCAUGUUUUGGACAGUUUUUUCUUCUUCAUGGUAAUGCAUCUAAAAACACUAAUAUCAUAAAAAAAAUCUCUUGAUACCGAUAUUGAAGUAAAAAAUACCACGUGAACCAUACAUUCAAGCCUUGUGUUGAAUCGCGUUGCUAACACGAUUCAAAAUUAAGAACUUCAAAUACAAUAAUUGAGCAUGUAUCAACAUUUCUUAAAGGGUUAGAGCCGUUAGUAUCUUAGUACAGUAUUAACAUUCCUAAUGAUUUGCCACAUUUUAUAUCAUGAUAAUAAAAAGAUCGCGUUUUACAAAACAUGAGCAUGUUAUCUUCAAAACAUUUCUACAGGAGAUGUACCCUCUCCUGCUCCCACCACAUACAAACAAUGUUGAGACAAAAUUGUUUAAAAACCUUCGAAUGUAGAGGGUCCACUCACAUGCAAACCAAAAUGUUUCCCAUUCGCCCGCGAGAUGUUAGUAGUUCCUGGAACAUCCCUAUCUGGUCUAUUAGAAAGUUAAGCCUAAAGGAUUCUGAUAUUUAAGCAAUAGAAUCAGUUUUGAACCCAUAUAUUCUCAGCCUGCUAUUUGUAAAUCUUUCUUUUUUAAACUGCUUAAUACAGUUUUAUAUGUUUUAUAGUAAUAAGCUGAGAUUGAUUUAAAUAAAUAAAAACACCCUAUCCCUGGAGUUUUUAAUAGAUGGCAUUUUAAUUAAACUUAAUCCUGUUAAGAUUGCUUUGAAUUUAUGUUAAAUUUUUUAUUCUAUUUGAUUACAAGUUUACUUGAAAAUCUAUGGCUCAUGUACACGUGUUUGUUAACCAGGUUUUCACAAAGUGAAACCUGGUUAUUAGAAUGAGGUACGUCGUUGUUCGAGCAGGCCCUUAGAAGGGCAGCGUCAAACUCACCUAUGGUAUCGUAGAAUUUUAGUUAAGUUUGACAUAUGCUGACCAUUUUUUUUAUACAGGAAAAGUUUAGGGAGACCUUUCAUGGGAUUGCUUUUUGCAGCCCCAAGGGUCAAGGUCACUGUUACAAAAAAUAGAAAAAUGGUUUGGUACUGAAUAACUAUGAAUAUCUUUUAUAGGAAUGUGUUUGGGGUCCAUAGGGUCAAGGUCAAGGUCAAAGGUAUUAAACAAGAAAAACGAUGGAAACUGAUUUACUUUAGUUUGGGUUGACAUAUUGUGACCAAACUUGGUAUGUAGGAAGAGUUUAUGGAGGACUUUCAUUGGAUUACAUUAAGGGCCCCUAGGGUCAAGGUCACUGUUACUAAAUAUAGAAAAACAGUUGGAACUGAAUCUCACAAAGAGUUCUUGAGUCAAUUGUUUAUAACCUGGUUUUGUUGCAUUGCAGUGUUUCUUGUUGUUAUUAGAAUAGUGUUACUUUGGUGCUUAAGAAUGGAUUAUAUUUCCUUAGCAUUUCAUAAUUGUUUUCAAAAAUAUACAGAAAAUAUUGUAAAUGCUGUGAACGUUAUCUCUGAUGGUGUUUCUAUCAGUGUUCUGUCAAAUCUUAAGCAUUCAAAGUGCUAAUUACCAUGAUAUGAAAAUUGUCUCUAUUUUUUCUUGAAUAUUUAUGUAACAACUUACUGUUAUACUUACAUGAGGCAUAACAAAAUUAAUGUUGUGGUUCUGUUAACCUAACCAAAUCUUUCUGUACAAUCUGUGUAAAGCUUGCUUGGAUGAAUGCAAAAUAUAAUUAAAAAAACAAGGAAUUAUUUCCAAAAUAACGUGCUUUCCCGACCUUUUCAUAGUCGGAUACCCCUGUCUCACUACUAUGCUAUGCUUUGUUGUGUACUGUGGGGGAUUGGGUUAGGAAAAUCUCGUAAUCAUGAAUAAUUAAUGAGGCAGUUUCAUUGGUACGGCAAGGUACCAAAUGCGGAAAUAUGCACAGAAACUAAACUAAUGUCUUCUAGUAGAAAAAGUAUUUGGGCGAAAGUUGGAGGUGAAGCUGGUUUAGCCUUUUCACUACAGUAUUUUGACAGCAAUCUAGACCACUCGCUUGCAGAGGCUACUAACACACCUGUGUUAUUGAAGAGUAUAUAAUUAUAUCAAGCAAAGUUCAUUGAAGAAGAGUUGCCUCCCCCUGCCUCAUGUAUAUUCAUUAAAAUGAGAUAUUGUCAGUCAAUUGUCCCACCGUAUUUAUGAAGUGUAUAAAGUACCAUGGUUGCCAACGCUGCAACCUACUUUGCCUGUUUUUUUAACAGCAUGUAACACGGAACCACAACAUGAUUUUUGUUUGGCCUAAUGAUUUUGUACUGUGAUAGAAAGUUUCCUGUGAUAAUGUUAUGCCAUAUUUGUUGUUGUAGUAUUUGGAUUUCAUUCUAUGAAUUUUAUCAUAUGUAUAAAAGUCAAUAUAUUAUUUAUAUUUUUAUUUAUUUUAGAUAAAAUUUUCAUUUGUUGUUAAUUUGUGUGUUGGCUUUUGAAAGAGAAUUACAAUGUUACAAAAUCAUCCAUAUCCCAUAUUGUUUCAGCAGUGGUCAGAAUUAGCACAAGCUUUAUGCCAAGCAAUAGUAUAAGAAUUCGGGCUUGUUCAUCCAAAAGUCUCAUUUUUAUGACUAUUUCAGUAGAUUUGUUAUUAUUUAAACAGAUUUGUUUUGCAAUUAUUUGAACUUUGUAAAAUCAUAGUGUUUCUUUUCCAUUUGUGUCUGAACUUUAUAUUGUUAGAAAUUAUGAUGUCUUUACAAGUAAAAAUUAAAAGACUAAUUGUACAAGAAAUUGGAAUCCAUAUUGCGGACAAAGUGCAUGACUGUUGUAAAGCCUACAAUUUCUAUGUUGAAUUACAACUUUCUUGCUCUAAGCCCGCACUUUCUGUGCUUGUUUGAUAUAGAGUGAAGUAAAAAUGCAGAUUGAAAUUUAAUAUCUCUCGAGAUUACAAGGACUAAAAAAUGUUUUUAUAAUUUUCAUUUGCUUAAAAAAUGGUCAACAUUCCAUACUGUAUGCCGUAUUGUAAUUGUGUUUGUUUUCAAGUGACCUUUAACUUUGACAUAAUUUUUUCAAACAAUAUUUACAUAUUAUAUUGCUUUAAAUAGUGAAAAAAAUGUCAGUGAUUGAAAAUAUUUUUUUAAACUAUUUGUUGAUAGCAGAUUAAUGACAGAACUCUGUCUUUUUCGAUUACAGCCUGCUCACAUGGAUGGAUGGCUCAAACAAGCCAAUACCUCUAGGGCCCAUUUUAUCAUAAAACAACUCUUCUUAGUCACAGUGUCAUAUUUUUGGUAUAAUGCUAUGUAUUUGUAAAAUCUAAAAUUUAUAGCCAGUUUUCAAGUUGUAAACAAAGCGGAAAAAACAAGAACAACAAUGUUGCCAUCUGUGACAUUCCUACAGAUGUUAGAUUUUUGAAGUUUCUACUAUAUUAGAUCCUUUUACGAAAUAGGCCCCUCUCUAAUUUCCUUUUUGAGGAGAGCUUUCAGAGGAACCAGAUGAUAUUUUGAACUAGACUGAGUUUUAUUUUGAUCAUGGUUACCAUGGUGAUCAUUUUUACCAUAGUGAUCAUUGUUACCAUGGUGAUCCUUGUUACCAUAGUGACCAAACACUGUAAAGGUUCAGUAUUUGUUUUUGCAGAUUGUUUCUAUAGUUAUUAACUUCACAUAAAAUAAUAAUAAGCAGUAUAUUAAGCAUUGAGCAUGUUAAUUGAUACCUUGUUGCAGAUGUUAGCUUUAAAACUGAAAGUCUAGUUGUUGUGUUAUUUGUUACAAUCGUAAAUAAAGUCAGGAUC
Messenger RNA from Mya arenaria, 9260 nucleotides. RefSeq names its product U3 small nucleolar RNA-associated protein 14 homolog A-like. Gene Ontology annotation, cellular component: nucleolus; small-subunit processome. The record is from RefSeq and is a predicted model, not a curated record. NCBI's taxonomy places the organism in Eukaryota, Metazoa, Mollusca, Bivalvia, Myida, Myidae. The transcript has 16 exons. Gene Ontology annotation, biological process: rRNA processing; protein modification process. Bases 70 to 4848 code for a protein of 1592 amino acids.